AUGCCUCGAAAUACUAGUGCUACGCCCGAUCGUUCCGGUCGGUGGAUCGUAUCUAAAUUUGGCGGCCCGGACGUCUUGAAAUGGGAUAUUUGGGAUCCGUAUACUGAGGAGUUACCAGCUGGCCAUGCUAUCGUGCGAGUCAUAACAGCCGGCAUUGCCGGAACUGACAAUCUCCAACGCGUGGGAGGUUAUCCUGACCCCCGUUGCUUGAAACCUGGAUUCACACUAGGGUACGACUUUGUCGGCGAAGUGGUUACUCUAGAUCCUUUAGCAUCGAAAGAAAAUCCCCUAUCUGUGGGAGAUCGAGUCAUGGCUAUGUUCGGAGUUGGUGCUUACGCAACUCAUAUUAUCUUACCCGCGGCCGAACUCAUUCGUAUUGACAGUGCGGAUGAUCCGAUCAAAGUUUCCACCCUCCCGCUCAAUUAUUCAACGGCCUUCGGGAUGUUGAAGCGGGCUGUGACUAACCUUGUCCCGGGAUCAAGUAUCUUGAUCGGCUCCGUGAGCGGAGGUGUUGGGACGGCAAUAGCGGAGCUGGUGCGAGCGUUUAAAAUGGACCUAAAGAUGAUUGGGACAUGUUCACCAUCGAAGUUCGAAUAUGUGAAAUCUCUAGGGGUAAUUCCGAUCGAUCGCCAUGCGCCUGACCUCGUAGACCAAGUCCGAGCCUUGACCGGUGGCGAAGGGGUAGACGUGGCAUAUGACUCGGUGGGGAGCGAAGAAAGCAUCCAAAGAAGCUACCAGGCGACAAAGAAGGAUAUCAGGCAAGUCAUAGUAAUUGGCGCCAUGUCAGAGAUUUCUACCGAUGGAUCCGGACUACGGCAAAACGAGCUCGACCCUAGAACCGUGGUUCAGCAGCGACUACACUCUAGAGUGAGGUUAUGGAGUGCUAUAGCCGACUACAAGGCGAUACAACAACAGGUCUGGCUCGAAGACUUGCAGGCAAUAUUGGGAAAGGUCCGGAGCGGGGAACUAUCGCCCACAAUCGCGAAGUUAUUUAGGCUCGGCGACGCUGUAAAAGCUCAUGAGUACCUUGUAUCAGGCACAAACGUGAAGGGUAAGAUGCUGUUUGUUGUGGAUGAAGAUCUGGCUACGCAGCACGGCUUGUAA
Messenger RNA from Daldinia childiae, 1104 nucleotides. Its product is annotated as Protein indc11. Lineage: Eukaryota; Fungi; Ascomycota; Sordariomycetes; Xylariales; Hypoxylaceae. The coding region runs from base 1 to 1104 and encodes 367 amino acids. The transcript has a single exon. Gene Ontology annotation, cellular component: cytoplasm. The record is from RefSeq and is a predicted model, not a curated record. Gene Ontology annotation, biological process: cellular response to oxidative stress. Gene Ontology annotation, molecular function: quinone reductase (NADPH) activity.